AUUAGAGAUUGUAAUCGUGACGUCAUUCAUCACGUUCAUCGAAAGUCAACAAACGAGAAAUAUAACGUUGAUUUCGACUUUAUGCAGUGAACUGUCAACUCUGUAACAAUGUUCGGUGCCAGUAAUCAGCAGAAGAGAUCAAUGGACUUCACAGGGAAUCAGUCCUGGGGCAAUGAUGCAGGUGCCAAUGGCAAUGGUGGAGGAUCAGAUAGGAAGCGCAAGCGGAAAUCCAGAUGGGGUGCGGAGGAAGUUGUGGAUAAGACUGUCAUCCCGGGAAUGCCAACCAUUCUGCCAGCAAACUUAUCAAAAGAGCAAGAGCAACAGUACUUGUUGCACCUACAGAUAGAGGAAAUUAGUCGGCGAUUAAGGACCGGCGAUCUUGGUAUUCCGAUGAACCCGGAAGACAGGUCUCCGAGCCCGGAGCCCAUCUACAACAAUGAGGGCAAGCGACUGAACACUCGUGAGUACCGCACACGCAAGAAGUUGGAGGAAGACAGGCACAAGCUUGUUCAGGAGGCACUGGCCUGCAACACGGACUACAAGCCCCCGGCGGACUACAAACCGCCUGUAAUUCGAGUGAAUGAUAAGGUUAUGAUUCCUCAGGAAGAACAUCCUGAUAUCAACUUUGUUGGUCUGCUCAUAGGUCCACGUGGAAACACUCUCAAAACUCUGGAAAAAGAGACUGGAGCUAAGAUCAUCAUCCGAGGUAAGGGCUCGGUGAAGGAUGGUAAGAUAGGCCGCAAGGAUGGACAGCCCCUGCCUGGGGAGGAUGAACCACUGCAUGCCUACGUCACUGCCAACAACCCAGAAAAUGUUUGCAAGGCAGUAGAGAAAAUAAAAAGCAUAAUAAAAGAAAGUGUGGAAGUUCCAGAAGGUCAGAAUGAUCUGCGUAAGCAACAGCUAAGAGAGCUUGCACUUCUCAAUGGAACCCUGAGGGAGAACGAUGGCCUAGCUAAACUGAAGCAAAUUCAGCAGGCUCAGACCAUAUUGACAAACACGAUCAUCUGUACAAACUGUGGUGGGGCCGGUCAUCUUGGCAAGGACUGCAAGCAGGCACGCCCUGGGGACACAUACCGCAAUAUGCAGAUGGAAACGCCCUCAGACAAGGCCAAAAUGGACAGUGAGUAUAUGUCACUGAUGGCAGAGCUUGGAGAGGGUCCUCCACCCCCGAAACAAAACAAUAUGUUGCCACGGCAACCACUUAACCAGCAUCAUCAUCACCAACAGCAACAGAGCCACCAGUCACGCUUCAAUCAGCCACCACCGAAUCCUAUGGGAGGAUUCAAUUUCCAGAACAACCGAGGUCCACCUCCCUCCUUGUUGUCCCUACCCAGCUCACGCCCCCCACAGACCAUGUAUCACCAGCCACCCACCUACAAUCAGCCUCCAAACAUGCAAGGAAUGCCAGUGCCCAACCAGAUGCAGUCCCCACCUGGUAUGCAGCAGUCACAGCAGCAGUAUCAUCCCCCUGGACAGUAUCAACACCAGGGACCCCAGCCAGUAGCACCUCCACCGGUAUCGCAGUAUCAGCCAAAUAUGCAAAUGAGCGCCCCAUCCCCUGUGCCUCCUCCAAACACAAUGUCAAUGAUGAACGUGGCUUCUCCUGUGCCUCCCCCUGUCUGGAGCUCAGCACCAGUUGCUAUGCAUAAUACCAACCCUACACAGUCUAUGGCUAUGGGUGUGCCACCUCCACCCAAUUCAAUGAUGGGCGCGGUUCCCCCACCCCCUCCUCCAACGUCCAAUCAGUCAAACAUGCCUUGGAUGCAUCCAGGGCAACCAAUCAGAGGUCAAGUGCCCCCACCCCCACCCACGUCUCAUGGAGGAUGGCAGCCCCAGGGUGGUGCACCACCUCCACCACCAGUCUCUAUGAACCAGAUGCCAUGGCAACAGCUCCCACCGCCCAUGCAGUCCAUGCCCAACUCAGUGCCCCCACCCCCUCCCCCCAGCUCAGGGCACUCCUACAAUAUGCCCCCUCCCCCACCCAGCGGCUAUGAUCAACACCACCAGAUGUCCAACGUCAAUCAACUGCUGGUAGCUCCACCACCCCCUCCGCCAAACUGAGCUUGGUUUGGAAUGAGUGACCAAAAACUUAACUUUGUCUUUGUUUGUUUAAUUUAACAUAUGGAGGAAAACUAGUUUAUGCGUGAUCUCCGGAUAAAGUGUACAUGUGUAUGGUGAUGUAAUUGGUGUGUAGUUUAUUAUUAUUCAUCCCUCACAUUAUAAGUCUGCAAGAGACUCUGAAGGUGUUACAGUAUAUGAUUGCUUUGUUCAAAUAACAUGAAUGAAUAGAAUUUGCAAUAAUAUUUUCAUUAUUUACAUGCAUUGAGAAUUGAGUGCUUUUCACCAUUUUAUACUUUCCUUUAGUUUAUAAGUUAAGAGAUAUAUGUGAUUUGUAAAAGGAUGCAAAUACUUUUAAGAAAUCAUUUGUUAUUUCCUUUUAUUGAUUCAAUUGUGUAUAAACAUACUUCACUUUUAAUUAUUGUGUUGUUCUGAAUAUUUAUGUACCUGAUUCCAUCCAAUUAAUUAUGAAAGCAUGAUGUCAUGCAGUUAUUGAAGGUUUCACUCAAUAAGAUCUUUGUUAUUACAUAGUUUAAAAAAAUAAGAUAUGCAAUAUGAAUGUUUGUUUAAGCCUUCAUAGUUUAAAAAUGGACAAUUUUACCAUUUAUUUCUGUUUUGUUUCUGUUUUUAAUAGUUGAUAGAGCAUAAUCACAUAAUUGAUAGUAGAGCAUUUUGGCAAUAAUAAUCACAUAACAUGUACAAACUUAAUUUGUUCUAAAUACCCGUGUCUUUUGUGUAAGGAUUUUAAAUUGUUUGGAACAAACAUUAAUGCUUUCUAAAGAGUGCAUUGAGUAUAGUCCUUAAGGACUUAAGUACUGCUUAUGUUAAACUUGCACAAACCAUUGUUUUUGUACUUAAAUCCAUUCAUGCUCAUAUAUACAGAACAGACAUGAGUAUGCAUGGAGUGAGAUAAAUUACUGCUCAAAUAAGUACCGGGAUAGAUUCUUUCUUUUUGUACAUGCAUGCAUAUAGAUUUCGUGUUGUAUACAUAAACUUAUAUUGCUGAA
Dreissena polymorpha is the source of this 3065-nucleotide messenger RNA. RefSeq names its product splicing factor 1-like. Lineage: Eukaryota; Metazoa; Mollusca; Bivalvia; Myida; Dreissenidae. Gene Ontology annotation, biological process: regulation of mRNA splicing, via spliceosome. Gene Ontology annotation, molecular function: zinc ion binding; mRNA binding. Gene Ontology annotation, cellular component: nucleus. The record is from RefSeq and is a predicted model, not a curated record. Bases 109 to 2061 code for a protein of 650 amino acids. The transcript has 13 exons.